This is a messenger RNA of Cladophialophora immunda, 4425 nucleotides long. Its product is annotated as pyruvate carboxylase. Gene Ontology annotation, biological process: pyruvate metabolic process; gluconeogenesis. The record is from RefSeq and is a predicted model, not a curated record. Bases 448 to 4008 code for a protein of 1186 amino acids. Lineage: Eukaryota; Fungi; Ascomycota; Eurotiomycetes; Chaetothyriales; Herpotrichiellaceae. Gene Ontology annotation, cellular component: cytoplasm. The transcript has 3 exons. Gene Ontology annotation, molecular function: pyruvate carboxylase activity; metal ion binding; ATP binding.
UGCUGCUGCUGCCACCUGCUGCCCACUGCUGCUGGUUCCCAUAUCCCCACCGCCAAUAUCCAAACCCUCCUGCCAUCCCACCAAUCCCUCCCACUGCUUAUCUACCCACCACCAUCUCCGUUGGUGCUGCCACACCAGAAGCUCCCAGAUCCUCAUUCACUGGUUGAAUCUACCAUAUCUUUUCCCGCCUGGGCAUCGACGUAACAGUUAUUGUUUUUCUCCUGUCAUCCGGCUCCACGCCGCUUCAUUCAACAAAAACAACGUCCCUCCCUAGAGCUCGUUGACUGACCUACCCCAGCUUCCCUCCAUUGACUAUUUGAUCCCCCCUCCAUUUCUUCCUCCUCAGGCCCCUCUUCCACCCUUAUUGUUGUUCCCUCAAAGCUCCAAGGAGCUCGAUUGCCAGUAGCUGCCCUUGCCAGCAGCUAGGCUUCAUCUCCAGCCUUAACCAUGGCGACCACUGGCACUGACGCAGACCACGAAGAUGGUCAAUCCCACCACCUCGAGCACUCGGUCCACCAGCGGCUGAGGGCCAACUCGUCCAUUAUGCAGCUCAAGAAGAUCCUGGUGGCCAAUCGAGGCGAGAUUCCCAUCAGAAUCUUCCGAACUGCCCACGAACUCUCCCUCCAGACCGUGGCUGUUUACAGCUACGAGGACAGACUGGGCAUGCACAGACAAAAGGCGGACGAAGCAUACAUGAUAGGCAAGCGAGGACAGUACACUCCCGUUGGUGCCUACCUGGCUGGCGACGAGAUCAUCAAGAUUGCUCUGGCCCACGGCGUCCAGAUGAUUCAUCCAGGCUAUGGUUUCUUGUCCGAGAACUCCGAGUUUGCUCGAAAGGUCGAAGAGGCCGGCAUUAUCUUCGUCGGUCCUUCUUACCAAGUCAUUAAAUCUCUCGGCGACAAAGUUUCAGCUCGAAGACUGGCCAUGAAAUGCGACGUACCAUGCGUGCCCGGAACCCCAGGCCCAGUCGCCAAGUUUGAAGAAGUCAAGGCAUUCACCGACCAAUAUGGCUUUCCAAUCAUCAUCAAAGCUGCUUUUGGUGGAGGUGGCCGUGGCAUGAGAGUCGUCCGAGACCAAGAAAGCCUCAAGGAUUCAUUUGAGCGAGCUACCUCGGAGGCAAAAUCCGCCUUCGGCAACGGCACAGUCUUCGUCGAACGCUUUUUGGACAAGCCCAAGCACAUUGAAGUCCAGCUGCUCGGCGACAACCACGGCAAUGUUGUCCAUCUGUACGAGCGAGACUGCAGCGUUCAAAGACGGCACCAGAAAGUCGUUGAGCUGGCUCCCGCCAAAGAUCUUCCAUCCGAGGUCCGGGAUGCCAUCCUCAAUGAUGCGGUCAAACUGGCUAAAUCCGUCAACUAUCGCAAUGCAGGCACUGCAGAGUUCUUGGUGGAUCAGCAGAACAGAUAUUACUUCAUCGAAAUCAAUCCCAGAAUCCAAGUCGAACACACCAUCACCGAAGAGAUCACUGGCAUUGAUAUCGUCGCCGCUCAGAUCCAAAUCGCUGCUGGUGCCUCCCUGGAGCAGUUGGGCUUGACGCAAGACCGCAUCUCAACGCGCGGUUUCGCCAUCCAAUGCCGUAUCACCACGGAAGAUCCGUCCCAUGGAUUCUCUCCAGAUACCGGCAAAAUCGAGGUCUACCGAUCGGCUGGAGGCAAUGGCGUCCGUCUCGACGGUGGCAAUGGAUUUGCAGGUGCUAUCAUCACUCCUCACUACGAUUCCAUGUUGGUCAAAUGCACUUGCCACGGGUCGACCUACGAGAUUGUGCGCCGAAAGAUGCUACGAGCAUUGGUCGAGUUCCGCAUCCGCGGUGUCAAGACCAACAUUCCCUUCUUGGCCUCGCUUUUGACUCACCCCACGUUCGUCGAAGGCACGUGCUGGACGACUUUCAUUGACGACACUCCCGAGCUGUUCAAACUGAUCGGCAGCCAGAACCGAGCCCAGAAGCUCCUUCAGUAUCUCGGCGAUCUUGCGGUCAAUGGAAGCAGCAUCAAGGGCCAGAUUGGAGAGUCGAAAUUCAAGGGCGACAUCAUCAUGCCCACAUUACUUGACAAGCAUGGCAAAGAGAUCAAUGUGGAAGAGCCGUGCACGAAGGGGUGGAAGUCCAUCAUCGACAAAGAAGGACCUGCCGCAUUCGCCAAGGCAGUUCGAACAAACAAGGGUUGUCUCCUCAUGGACACUACCUGGCGUGACGCGCACCAGUCUCUCUUGGCCACACGAGUUCGCACCGUUGACCUGUGCAACAUCGCUAAACACACCAGCCAUGCUCUUAGCAACGCGUGGGCUUUGGAGUGUUGGGGCGGAGCCACAUUUGAUGUUGCCAUGCGAUUCUUGUAUGAGGAUCCAUGGGAUCGACUCCGCAAAAUGAGAAAGCUGGUCCCCAAUAUCCCCUUCCAGAUGCUGCUCCGCGGAGCCAAUGGUGUGGCCUACAAGUCACUCCCUGACAAUGCCAUUUAUCAUUUCUGCAAGCAGGCCAAGAAGAACGGCAUGGAUAUCUUCAGAGUGUUUGAUGCCCUCAACGACAUCGACCAACUGGAGGUGGGCAUGAGAGCUGUUCAAGAAGCUGGCGGUGUUGUGGAAGCCGCCAUCUGCUACUCAGGCGACAUGCUCAACCCCAAGAAGAAAUACAACUUGGACUACUACAUGAACCUGGUGGAAAAAGUUGUCAAGAUUGGAACCCACAUUCUCGGAAUCAAAGACAUGGCUGGUGUUCUGAAGCCCAAAGCUGCUCGUCUACUUGUUGGCACGAUUCGCAAGAAGUACCCUGACCUUCCGAUCCAUAUCCACACCCACGAUUCGGCCGGCACUGGGGUUGCAACGUACGUUGCUUGCGCAGAGGCUGGCGCUGACGCUGUCGAUACGGCAUCCGAUUCUAUGUCGGGUAUGACGUCUCAGCCAAGUGUUGGAGCGCUUCUGGCUUCUCUUGAGGGCACAGACUAUGACCCAGGCCUCAACGGCCACAACGUGCGAGCACUGGACCAAUAUUGGUCUCAGCUGAGAUUGCUCUACUCACCAUUCGAGGCUGGCUUGACUGGGCCCGAUCCCGAAGUGUACGAACAUGAGAUACCGGGCGGACAACUGACCAACCUGAUUUUCCAAGCCUCUCAACUCGGCCUGGGCGCGCAAUGGCUGGAGACGAAGAAGGCUUAUGAACAGGCCAACGACCUUCUGGGAGACAUUGUCAAAGUCACUCCCACCUCCAAGGUGGUGGGCGACCUGGCGCAAUUCAUGGUGUCCAACAAAUUGGACUAUGAGGGCGUCAAGGCCAAAGCCAAGGAGUUGGACUUCCCAGAAUCGGUGCUGGAGUUCUUCGAGGGGUACAUGGGUCAGCCAUACGGCGGAUUUCCCGAACCACUGCGAAGCGACGUCCUCCGUGGUCGACGCAAGAUGGACAAGAGACCAGGUCUGUACCUCGACCCUAUCGACUUUCCCAAGAUCAAGAAGGACUUGAAGGAGAAAUUCAACACUAGCGCCGAAACGGAUAUCGCCAGUUAUGUGAUGUAUCCCAAGGUCUUUGAGGACUAUCGCAAAUUUGUGGACAAAUAUGGCGAUCUGUCAGUGCUCCCGACCAAAUAUUUCCUGAACAAGCCGGAGAUUGGCGAGGAGUUCCACGUGGAACUUGAAAAGGGCAAGGUUCUGAUCAUGAAGUUGCUGGCUGUGGGACCAUUGUCGGAAGCUACUGGGCAACGCGAGGUGUUCUACGAGGUGAAUGGUGAAGUUCGGCAAGUGACCAUCGAUGACAACAAGGCUGCGGUUGAGAACACGAGCCGGCCCAAGGCUGAUCCGGGCGACAGCAGUCAAGUGGGCGCGCCCAUGUCAGGAGUGGUGGUGGAGGUUCGAGCCAAAGAGGGACACGACAUCAAGAAAGGCGACCCAAUUGCAGUGCUGAGCGCCAUGAAGAUGGAAAUGGUCAUCAGCGCUCCACACUCUGGCAAAGUUGGCGAGAUCCUGGUCAAGGAAGGGGAUUCCGUUGCUGGGUCGGACUUGAUUUGCAAGAUUGCAAAGGCGUGAAAAGGCUUGAGGACAGGGACCUAAAUUGCACAGACUGUUCGGGAAGACUGCUAGCACUGCUUGGGAAGUCAGUAUCGGGUUUGGUAUCGGGGAAGGGAAGCCAGGCGGGGCGGGCAUCCCUCAUUAUCGCCUAAGCAAGGCUGAAUUGGACCGUAUUGUUAUUUCCUAGUUGCCAGGAGAUGGCUGGGCUUCUUCCUAUGAUACACAACAGGUAUGCUGAUGACCCAGAAGCGACUUUCUCUCUCUUUCUGUGUGUGGGAGACAUGUGAAAAUGCCCGUGGUCCUCACUCCUCAGCGUUGGUGGCGGUUGUCUUUGGGCUGCGCCAACCAGACACCUUCCUUUGGUCUCCGUCGCUCGGUCCUUUACUCCCUCUUGUAUCUGUCGCGCAAUAGGUUUAUACUAUGACCUCAAGCGGG